CAAAACCAACGGUGAUCCAUCUGUCGACCACGUCAUAUAACAUUUCUUUGAAAAUUUCCAAAAUCAAAAGCAAUCCGCGUCGAUAUAAUUUUGCUCCAACGGUAGACGCAACGUUCAAGAAUCGCUCGGUAAAGGUCGUCUUCGUCCAGGCCAAUUUCUCAAUGGCUUCCAAUUCUCACAGGGGUGGUACCGGCGGCUCCUUUUACGGCGGCGCCGCUCCUUAUAGAUCAAGAGAGGGUCUAAGCACGAGACCUGUUGCUGGUUCGGAUGAAAUACAAUUGCGGAUCGAUCCGAUGAAUGCUGACCUGGACGAUGAGAUCACCGGUCUCCGUAGCCAAGUCAGGCAGUUAAGAAACGUUGCUCAUGACAUACAUUCAGAAGCAACAUUUCAGAAGGAUUUCUUAGAUCAGCUGCAAAUGACCCUGAUCAAAGCUCAAGCAGGUGUGAAGAACAAUAUGAGGAGAUUAAACAAGAGCAUUGUCAAACACGGUUCAAACCAUAUUGUUCAUGUUGUUCUUUUUGCACUACUUCUUUUCACUGUGCUCUACCUGUGGUCUAAAAUGUUCAGACGAUGAGGUUGGUGCACCUGCCUGCACAAUUAGCAUACUAAAAAUCUGUUGAAUGAAGGCAAUAUGGUUUCUGGCUGUGCCGAAGGGUUAUUGCACAGGUUUUUUAUGUAAAAGCCUUUUCAAAUGACCUUUGCAGAUGUAAUGAUAUUUUUAAAUCUGUUGGUUUUAGGUUUUCGUAUACCAUAGACAGAUUGUUAGUUCCAGUGUGAAUGAUCUGAGUAUUACUACAUAAUGUUAUUCUCUAGCUUUGACAAAUGAUCUCAACACUAGUGAAAGCAUUGUUAAUUCCAUUUAAGCUUGUAAAAACUUUAUUCUAUCAGCACUGUGAAAUGAUAAAUGAAUUACAUACUAGCA
Pistacia vera is the source of this 923-nucleotide messenger RNA. RefSeq names its product bet1-like protein At4g14600. The transcript is spliced from 4 exons. NCBI's taxonomy places the organism in Eukaryota, Viridiplantae, Streptophyta, Magnoliopsida, Sapindales, Anacardiaceae. The record is from RefSeq and is a predicted model, not a curated record. Bases 162 to 575 code for a protein of 137 amino acids.